AUGGGAUUGCCUCAGAACGCUCUUGGUUUGCAAGGGAGAGCUCUCCGUCUGGCUCAAAUCAGCCUCAUCGUCGCUCCAUGUUUUAUUAUCUUUGGUUACAACCAAGCCGGUGUUGGUCCUCUCGCAUCUCUUGAAAGCUGGGUUCACACCUUCCCGGAAAUCGAUACAGUCAACACCUCAGGCUCUGUGGAGGCAAACAACUCAACAAAAAAGGGAGCCGUUAUUGCCUCUUUUCAACUAGGUGCUCUUCUGGGUGCCCUCUCUUGUACACUGCUCUCCGAUCGAUAUGGACGUAGGAAGACAGUCUUCCUUGGCUCGAUUCUUACAAUCAUUGGCCAAGUGCUCCAAGUCUCGUCUUAUUCUAUCCCACAAUUUGUCGUCGGCCGUGUCAUCUUGGGUUUUGGUACCGGCCAGUUUAGUGUUGCUGUACCUGUUUGGCAAUCGGAGUGCUCAUCUGCCAGAAAUAGGGGUCAACAUGUCAUUGCCACUGGUAUCUUUAUGUGUCUUGGUUAUGCUCUCUGCAACUGGAUUGAUUUUGCAUUCACCGCACUUCCUGAUACAAGCACUGGCCAAUGGCGUGGACCCCUUGCUAUUUCAUUAUUCUUUUCUCUUAUUGUUUUGGUAUCUGUCUUCCUUCUCCCAGAGUCUCCACGCUGGCUUGUGCGCGUCAACAGGGUUGAAGAGGCCUCUCAAAACCUAGCGGCAUUCAAAGGUCUAUCUCCUGAAGACGAGACAAUCAAGUCUGAAAUAGCAGGUAUCGAGCUAUCCUUAGAGGCUACAUCCCAAUCAAAGGGGGCUAUCAGAGAGAUGUUCUCGAAGAACGACAAGGAGCGUCUCUUAUACCGCUUCUGUCUUUGUAUUGUGCUACAAUUCUUCCAGCAGAUGUGUGGUGGAAAUCUCAUUUCUGUUUAUGCGUCGGAGAUUUUCAAAGAGAACUUGAACAUGAGUUCGAGUCUUUCGUCUAUAUUGGCUGCCUGCGCACUUACCUGGAAGUUCCUCUGCUGUUUCAUUGCAUUCUUCGCCAUCGAUCGACUUGGUCGACGUGUGGUUUUCAUGAUCAGUGGAGCGGGAAUGGCGGUUUGUAUGGCUGCAAUGGCCAUCACCACCAGUUCCGGUUCGGACAAUAAGCACGCAUCGAUCGCGUCUGCCUUUUUCAUCUUCUUGUUUAAUUUCUUCUACCCCAUUGGGUUCUUGGGUGGAAACUUCUUGUAUUGCACAGAAGUUGCACCUGUCCGUCUGCGAGUCGCCAUGGCUUCCAUCUCAACUGCGAACCACUGGCUGUGGAAUUUCGUGGUAGUCAUGAUCACGCCGGUAGCUCUUGAUACCAUUGGAUAUCGGUACUAUAUCAUGUACGCGAUUUUGUCAGCUUGUAUCCCUGUCGUGGUAUACUUCUUUUUCCCGGAGACUAUGAACCGGAACUUGGAGAUGCUGAAUCAUGUAUUCCGGGAUGCAUCUUCUCCAUGGGAGAUUGUUUCAAUGGCACGUCAUUUGCCACAAGGCGAGCCUAAUACGAUGGACCUUAUUGCUCACAACAAAGAGAAGGAUGACUGCUCUGUUGAAAUGGAGGAGAAUGUGUAA
Messenger RNA from Penicillium malachiteum, 1578 nucleotides. RefSeq lists its product as uncharacterized. Gene Ontology annotation, biological process: transmembrane transport; carbohydrate transport. The coding region runs from base 1 to 1578 and encodes 525 amino acids. Gene Ontology annotation, cellular component: membrane. Gene Ontology annotation, molecular function: carbohydrate:proton symporter activity. NCBI's taxonomy places the organism in Eukaryota, Fungi, Ascomycota, Eurotiomycetes, Eurotiales, Aspergillaceae. The record is from RefSeq and is a predicted model, not a curated record. The transcript has a single exon.